AGUGUAGAGCGUCCAGGGUGACGGGGGCACUCUGUUCGAGAUCUGCUCUGAGCGUGAUUUUUUCAACUUUUGAGGGAUAUUGCCGGAUAUCCGCCAGGUCGACUAAUAAGUAUCUUGCCUCGUCACUGUAGGCGCAGCAACGGCCGCGCACUCAAAUACACACGCGCUAUAGCGAGCAAAGCAGCUCCACCGCAAGAACUGCUGCUCAUGUCGGCGACGAUGCUGUAGUCGCAUCACGUUGCCUCGCUCUGGACGAAGGCACAAUAACAUUUGCCUUCCGCUGAGCAAGCAGCUACAGCUCUACUACCCGAGUCAUGAGUCAGAACGAUAGCUUCGCACAGAACGCAGUACCGCGUGAGCUCAGAUGCACCUACCGCAGUAAGCCCUGCCCAAAUGAGCGCGCUCGCAAGCGCAAUGGCUCACUACACAAGCUCUGCCAAACACAUCGACUCAAGGCCAACAAGACCCAGCGUGAUAUGCAACGUCGUCUACGCGAGCAGCGCAGACAGCAGCAACUCGACCGACAGCUCGCAGCCAUGCAGGUCAGCACUGAUGAUUUCCAAGCCAUGGUCGAUGAGUUCCUGAAGACCGAAAUUCCGCUAGAGCUAGACACAGACGCCGAUCUUGACAUGUGGGACGUCCCCGAGCCGCUUGAAGAGCCCACCGACUUGAAUCCUGAAGAUAUCGAGCUGUUGGUUGCGCUACUGGGCACAAGCCGUACCGCAUAAGCCGCUGGUUCCGCUGGCCAACGUUCUCCGUCCGACGGCAGUGAAAAUCACCAGCGUGCUCCAAAUUGAAUUCUGCACGUCCAUAAAUAUGAACCAGCCUGCCAUGUCGCGGGCUCUGAUCUCUGUCAGCAGGUUAAGCCUAUGUUGAUGAUAGAUAGUACCAACUAGCAAAAAACACUACAUGUCAAUGCGAUAAGUUUAAAUAUAAAUGAAUGUUACUAUUGAUAACUGAAUGACAAACAUUGA
Molecule: messenger RNA, 974 nt
Organism: Phytophthora nicotianae INRA-310
Lineage: Eukaryota; Oomycota; Peronosporomycetes; Peronosporales; Peronosporaceae
Exons: 1
Coding region: 315-728 (137 amino acids)
Source: RefSeq, a predicted model, not a curated record